UGCUACGGAAGUACAGGCACAGCCAAGUUGACGCCUGACUAUCCUGGACCUUCACACUGAAUACGGUCAACGAAUAACCCGCAAAUAUGGCCAUGGUCAGCACUUCGUCCUCCAGACCCUACCAUAUAAUCAUAUUCGGAGCUUCUGGGUUUACAGGACAGUUUGUGAUUGAAGAAGUUGCACGGACAUCCUCGGAGGGACCAGGGGGAACCUUGAAGUGGGCAAUCGCCGGGAGGAGUAAGCAAAAGCUGGAAAAAGUUCUUGAACAGGCCGCCGAUGCUCUCGGUAAGCCAGAGCUGAAGUCGGAGGUGGACAUUAUCGUGGCCGAUGUUGGGGCACCGGACUCCCUGGCAGCCAUGUGCAAACAGGGGGUGAUUGUGCUCAACUGUGUGGGGCCAUACAGGUUUUGGGGCGAGCCUGUGGUCAAGGCCAGUGUGGAGAAUGGAGCUCACUGCAUUGACAUCUGCGGGGAGCCUCAGUUUUUAGAAGGAAUGCAGCUGAACUACAAUGGUCAGGCGUCUGAGAAGGGGGUGUACAUCAUCGGCAGCUGUGGGUUUGACUCCAUACCUGCAGACAUGGGAGUGCUUUACACAAGGGACCAGUUCAUAGGUACACUCACAGCAGUGGAGAGCUUUCUGACUGUCGGCGCAGGACCAGAGGGAGGUUGCAUUCAUGAUGGCACAUGGCAGUCUGCCAUCUACGGCUUUGCCGACAGCCACAAGCUCCGCAGCCUGAGGAGGAAGUUUGGCUAUCAGCCGCUGCCCGUGGUUGGAGCCAAGAUCAAGAGAAGGAGUGCGCUGUUCUUCAGUAACGAGGUGCAGCAGUAUGCGGUGCCCUUCAUGGGGGCAGAUGUGUCGGUGGUGAAGAGGACCCAGCGCUUCCUGACGGAGGAGCACAAGGAGAGCCCUGUCCAGUACGGUGCGUAUGCAGGCAUAGGAGGCAUCUCCUCCAUCGUCAAGCUUCUCUUCGCCGGCCUCAUGUUCUGGUUCUUUGUCAAGUUCAGCUUUGGAAGGAACCUGCUAAUUAAGUUCCCAGAGUUUUUCACGUUUGGGCUGUUCACCAAGGCAGGCCCAACUCGAAAACAGAUGGAGGGAGCGUCCUUCAGCUUCGCCUUCUAUGGUGAGGGCUACACCGAGGGCCAGGACCCCAGCCAGGGCAAACCCAAUGCCAAGAUCCGCACCGUGGUGCAGGGACCAGAGCCUGGCUAUGUGGCCACCCCUAUUGCUAUGGUUCAGGCUGCCAUCACCAUCCUCAACGAGCCCCAGUCCCUCCCAAAGAAGGGUGGUGUGUACUCUCCUGGGGCUGCCUUUGCCAAGACCACCCUCGUGGAGCGCUUGGACAAGCACGGCAUCAAGUUCUCUGUCGUCUGAGCCUUCUCAUUCGCUGGCUCGGUUCUAAUCCUUCUCCCAAUUGAGCCGCUCAUUCGCUGGCUCGGAUCUAGUCCCUUCCCCUCCCCACACCUGAGCCCUGCAGCUCACCUGAAAGAUGCCCCGCCCCUUAACUGUCCAUGACACGCCCACUCCUUUCCGGCAGCUUCAUAGUGGCUUCAUCUGAAACGGAGAAUUCGUCAAGGCACUUAAACCAUCAGUCUGUCUCUUGGGUCUUGGCUGCUAGUAGCACAUCAGAUGGGUGUCUCAUUUUCUUUCUUCCUCUCGUGUGUGUUUGUGUGUGUGUGUGUCUGUGUGCAUGUGUGCGUGAGAGUGAGUGAGUGUUCAGCACUUAUUGUCUCUUGAUUCCCCCUUAAUCCCUCCAUGAACUCUUCACAGGUUCAGAAUUUGUGUUUUGAGCUUGAAACAAUGUACAUUUAUGUCCAAAAGAUAUGUCAAGACCUAUCUAACUUAUUUUGCUAGUCCGUGAAGAGGAAAGGAGAAAAGAAACGGUUCAACAAAAGUUCACCUUUGGUGAAAAAAGAAAUGCAAUUAAUGCAUUAAAAAAAGUUUUUGAUAAAACUGAAAACAUUUAUUUACUGUGUAUUGGUGACCAAAACGGCCAUUGUUGGGUUUUUUUUUCUUUUGUUUUUGGAACUUUGCUCAGAUGAAAUAAUAGUUUUGACGAAAUAAUAGUAAUAAAAUAACCGUACAGUAAUGAAUUGUAUGACGUACUACAGUCAGUCAGACAUGGGUUGUGUGUUUGGAAGCAGUUAGCAUGUCAGUGAUGGUGUGACUAGCUAGCUCACUACCUUCUUGUCUUGUCUGUGCUGUACUGGGUUAGUCGGCCACAUGUGCUUCUCUCUUCCUGUUUGCCUGCUGUUGCUGUGGCCUGAGCUUCAGCUCAAAAAAUAAAAUGGUGGAAAAUGCA
This is a messenger RNA of Engraulis encrasicolus (European anchovy), 2298 nucleotides long. RefSeq names its product saccharopine dehydrogenase a, tandem duplicate 1 (gene sccpdha.1). The coding region runs from base 87 to 1370 and encodes 427 amino acids. The transcript is spliced from 12 exons. Gene Ontology annotation, biological process: glycolipid biosynthetic process. Gene Ontology annotation, cellular component: lipid droplet; plasma membrane; mitochondrion. Lineage: Eukaryota; Metazoa; Chordata; Actinopteri; Clupeiformes; Engraulidae. The record is from RefSeq and is a predicted model, not a curated record.